AAUCCGCCGCCGCCGUCGCCGCCGCCGGUCGCCUCCAUCGCUGCAAACCCCUCCUCCUCCUCCGCCGCCGCCGCCGGCGGCCAUAACCAAACCGCUCCUCCGAGAUGUCCUCCUCGCAAUCUCUCCUCCUCCUCGCGGCCCCUCUCUCCCCACCCACCCUUCCCCGCCUCGUUCCCCCUCCUCCCACCUCCGCUCCCCGCCUCCCCCGCCUCGCCGCCAACCUCUCCCGCCCGCCACCCCUCGCGAUCUCCUCUCCUGGCUGUGAUGGCGGUGGUGGUGGCGGAGGAGGAGGAGGAGGAGGUGGGUGGUGGAGGCAAGGGGGGAGUGGCCCUCCUGACCCCGGCGACGGGUGGUGGCGGUGGCUCCAGUCGCUCCACCCCGAGCUCCUCCUCCUCUUCGUGCUCCUCCACUCGGGCGCCUUCGCCGCCAUCCCGGCCGCGCUCGCCGAGGCCAUCGGCGGUAGCGGCGGCAGGGAGGGAGCGAGCGUCUGGGAGGUGAGGGGCGGUGCGCGCACGCUGCUCGUGCCGGACCCGACCGGGACCUCCUACGUCGUCGCGGGAGACGGGAGGCGGAAGCAGGCGGAGGGGGAGGAUGCGGAGAAGGCCGGUGCCGGCCGUGCCGAGCUGGCUGCGCUGCGGCGCCAGCUGGAGCUGUCGUGGCGGCGGUGCGCCACGGUCGCCGUUCAGCUGCUGCUCCCGGAUGGGUACCCUGACAGCGUGAGCAGCGACUACCUGCAGUACUCGCUGUGGCGCGGCGUGCAGGGCAUCGCCAGCCAGAUCAGUGGCGUGCUCUCGACGCAGGCAUUGUUGUAUGCGGUUGGAUUGGGGAAAGGCGCUAUACCUACCGCGGCAGCGGUGAAUUGGGUGCUGAAGGAUGGGUUGGGGUACCUGAGCAAGAUAUUGCUAUCGAAAUUCGGCCGGCAUUUCGAUGUUAACCCAAAGGGGUGGCGAUUGUUCGCCGAUCUUCUGGAGAACACGGCUUAUGGGCUGGAGAUUUUAACUCCGGUCUUUCCUCACCUGUUUGUUCCAAUUGGGGCUGCCGCUGGAGCUGGUCGAUCAGCAGCUGCUUUGAUACAGGCUGCCACCAGGAGUUGUUUCUAUGCUGGAUUUGCUGUGCAAAGGAACUUUGCUGAGGUCAUUGCAAAGGGUGAGGCACAAGGAAUGGUCAGCAAAUUCCUGGGGAUAAUGCUAGGGAUAGCAUUAGCUAAUCGCAUUGGCUCUUCUGUAUCAUUAGCUCUUAUUUCAUUUGCUGGAGUUACUGCAGUUCACAUGUAUUGCAACCUCAAGUCUUAUCAAUCGAUUCAGCUGAGGACACUGAAUCCUUAUCGUGCAAGUUUGGUGUUCAGUGAGUAUCUAUUGAGUGGACAAGUUCCUUCAGUCAAAGAGGUUAACGACGAGGAACCCCUUUUCCUGAAUCUAUCUAUUGGUACUUCACGUAAAGAAAGCAAGAUUUUGUCACCACAGGCAAAAGAUGCUGCAGAAAUAAUUUGUCGGCGGUUGCAGUUGGGUUCUAAACUUAGUGAAAUAAUUGAGAACAAGGAAGAUGCAUGCGCAUUGUUUGAUCUCUACAAAAACGAACAAUACCUUCUUACAGAAUACAAGGGAAAAUUUUGUGUCAUCCUUAAAGAGGGAUCUUCUCCUGAAGAUAUGCUCAAAUCUUUAUUCCAUGUUAACUAUCUCUAUUGGUUGGAGAAAUAUCUGGGCAUCAAACCAAGUGAUGUUGCCUCAGCGUGUAGACCUGGUGGAAGGCUUGAAGCAUCACUCGAUUAUACUCAAAGAGAAUUUAGCCAUGUCAAACUUGAUGGUUCAAAUGGUGGCUGGGUGAUGGAUGGUCUGAUUGCUAGACCGCUACCCGUAAGAAUACGCAUAGGAGAUGCUCCUUCAUAAAACUUCUCAACUUGUUUUGCUCACAUCGACGCCGCUAGAAUGUGUACAGUGGGUUCAUUCUUUGGGCAAUUUCUGAGACCUUGUCAUCAUAUCACAAAUAAUUUGGACGCUUUCUCCAGUGAAGGAAAACAGGCCAGCGCGUCGGGAGUCAUGGGGUGAUUUGGCAUCUUAUUAACAAGCGUCUGUGAACAUAUAGUCUUCAAUUGUUUGGACACAUGAUCUAACCAUAAGAGUUUACAAUCAAGUUCUCAUAAGAUUGGAGCUGGUUAUGUCUUUUUUUUUUUCAUUUGAAUGUAGGGUGUUUAGUUUGUCGACAUUCAUGUCAUGUAGUGGUUGCUCAGGAAACCAACAGCACUUCUUGGACAGUAAUAGAGAAUUAGAGAUAAAGACUAACCAGAGCUAUGCUUGAGGCAAGUACUUCUGAUUAUAGUUGGCUACUCCUACCUGUUGCAAAUAAUAAGUGCAAUUUUCAUAACAACAAUGUAUUUCUUUCUUUUCAUUA
This is a messenger RNA of Oryza sativa Japonica Group (Japanese rice), 2388 nucleotides long. Its product is annotated as protein root UVB sensitive 1, chloroplastic. Lineage: Eukaryota; Viridiplantae; Streptophyta; Magnoliopsida; Poales; Poaceae. Gene Ontology annotation, cellular component: chloroplast envelope. The record is from RefSeq and is a predicted model, not a curated record. Gene Ontology annotation, biological process: response to UV-B; developmental process.